This is a messenger RNA of Camelina sativa (false flax), 723 nucleotides long. RefSeq lists its product as uncharacterized. The record is from RefSeq and is a predicted model, not a curated record. NCBI's taxonomy places the organism in Eukaryota, Viridiplantae, Streptophyta, Magnoliopsida, Brassicales, Brassicaceae.
CAAAAUAUCUCUUUUUUUUUUUUUUCGAUAAUCCAAAACUCUCUGAAUCGAAUUGAAGAGAGAAAGAAAAGAAAUGAGCUACGAGAAAGUCCCACCGGAAUCGUAUCCUCCUCCAGGAUACCAAUCUCACUAUCCACCACCGGGUUAUCCAUCGGCACCACCGUCGCAUCACGAAGGAUAUCCUCCUCCACCUCAAUCUCACGGAGGAUAUCCGUAUCCACCACCGUCUUCGCGUCCUUACGAAGGCGGUUAUCAAGGUUACUUCGCCGGAGGAGGUUAUCCUCAUCAUCAUCAGGGACCUCCGCCGCCGCCGCAGAACUACGAUCACUGCCAUCACGAUCAUCACCAUUACCAAGAUUCUGACUCUGGUUGCUCUUCUUUCCUCCGUGGCUGUCUCGCUGCUCUCUGCUGUUGCUGUGUGUUGGAGGAAUGCUGCUUCUGAGAAUGCCCGUCUCUGCGGAUUUCGUCAUUUAAAAGUCAACAUUUUAUAUCUCCAAUCAAAACAUAUACCAUAACUCUCUAUGUCUUCUGAUGUACACUACUAUAUCAUGUUUCGUUGUCUGUUAAUGUUUGACCUCUUUGUUUGAGAGAGUGCGCGCUCCUCCAGAUCAUGGAUGGAUGGAUUAGACAAAGUAGGUUUCUUGUGGAUGUUCUUUGUAAUUUUAAUAUGAUAUUUUGGAAAACAUAGUUUUGCUAUUUUAUCCAGAUUUCACUUCUUUCAAA